Messenger RNA from Theileria orientalis strain Shintoku, 1305 nucleotides. Its product is annotated as eukaryotic peptide chain release factor. Gene Ontology annotation, cellular component: translation release factor complex; cytosol. Gene Ontology annotation, molecular function: sequence-specific mRNA binding; translation release factor activity, codon specific. The transcript is spliced from 7 exons. The record is from RefSeq and is a predicted model, not a curated record. NCBI's taxonomy places the organism in Eukaryota, Apicomplexa, Aconoidasida, Piroplasmida, Theileriidae. Bases 1 to 1305 code for a protein of 434 amino acids. Gene Ontology annotation, biological process: cytoplasmic translational termination.
AUGUCGGACACUAAUAUUGAACAGUGGAAGAUAAAAAGAUUAAUCAACAAACUAGAAUCGGCCAAAGGAAAUGGCACGAGCAUGAUUAGUUUGAUAAUAAGGCCGAAGGAUGACGUUAAUCGUAUAAAUAAGAUGCUUUCCGACGAAUACGGAACCGCUUCUAACAUAAAAUCUAGAGUAAACCGUCUGUCAGUGUUAUCAGCAAUCACAUCGACCAUGCAACGUUUGAAGCUAUACAGGGCUACGCCACCGAACGGACUAGUGGUAUACUGUGGAACAGUGAUAACAGAUGACGGGAAGGAGAAGAAGGUCUCAAUAGAUUUUGAGCCGUUUAAGCCAAUAAACACCUCGUUAUACUUAUGCGACAAUAAAUUUCAUGUAGAAAGCUUACAUGAGCUUCUUGAAAGCGAUGACAAGUUCGGGUUCAUAAUUAUGGACGGAAACGGAGCACUAUACGGAACAAUACAAGGAUCAUCAAAAGAAGUGUUGCAUAGUUUUACUGUCGACUUGCCCAAAAAACACGGAAGGGGAGGACAGUCAGCACUGAGGUUCGCACGCUUGAGAAUGGAAAAGCGCCACAACUACAUCAGAAAAGUUGCAGAAACUGCAGUCAAUAUGUUCAUAACAAACGAUAAAGUAAACGUAACAGGGCUUAUACUAGCAGGAAAUGCUGAUUUUAAAAACGAUCUGGCAAAUAGUGAUAUGUUUGACCAGAGGUUGUCAGCAAAAGUAAUCAAGGUGGUGGACGUAUGCUACGGAGGAGAAAACGGAUUUCAACAAGCAAUAGAACUAUCAUCGGAAUGCUUGGCAAACGUAAAGUUCAUACACGAAAAGAAGUUGAUUAAGAGGUUCUUCGACGAAGUAGCACACGAUACAGGUAAAAGGUGGACUUUGAAAAGGGUAUGUAGGAAAAUACUGCACGAUACAGUUAACGCACUGGAGUCAGGAAUGGUGGAAGUGUUAAUAAUAUACGAACAGUUGGAUAUACUGAGAGUGCAAGUGAAAAAUCCAGUGACAGCAGUAGAGUCGGUGUUGCUAAUAUCAACAGAAGAUGAAAGGAACGAAGCGAUAUUUAAGGAAAAUAACGUGGACCUGGAAGUGAUGGAUAAAAUACCACUAAUCGAAUGGCUGAUCAACAAUUACCAAAACUACGGAUCGUCACUGGAUUUUGUAACAAACAAGUCGCAAGAAGGCUCGCAGUUCCAAAACGGGUUCGGAGGAAUCGGAGGAAUACUGCGCUACAAAAUGGAGAUGAACUACGACGACGUAGAACAGCAGGAGGACGACGAUAGCGACUUCAUGUAA